Molecule: messenger RNA, 2706 nt
Organism: Sebastes umbrosus (honeycomb rockfish)
Lineage: Eukaryota; Metazoa; Chordata; Actinopteri; Perciformes; Sebastidae
Product: vasoactive intestinal polypeptide receptor 2-like
Exons: 13
Coding region: 926-2245 (439 amino acids)
Biological process (GO): cell surface receptor signaling pathway; adenylate cyclase-modulating G protein-coupled receptor signaling pathway
Cellular component (GO): plasma membrane
Molecular function (GO): G protein-coupled peptide receptor activity; vasoactive intestinal polypeptide receptor activity; peptide hormone binding
Source: RefSeq, a predicted model, not a curated record
AGCAGGAGCAAAUAAAAUGAAAUAAAUAAAAUAAAAAAUAAAUAUGUAAUUAAAGAUCAAAAACAGCAGGGACAAAUAAAAUGAAAUAAGUCAAAUUAAAGUAGAUUUUGUACGGGAUACCAAUAAAAAGACUUUGAUUAAAAAAAAAAAAAAAAAAAAAAGGUGGGCGGGAGUUAGUCAGUGAACAGAGAGAGAACAGGACCAGCAGCUCACUGCAGCUCCAAGCAGCUCCAAGCACUGGACCAGCAGCUCACCACACCAGACCAGCAGCUCACCACACCAGACCAGCAGCUCACCACACCAGACCAGCAGCUCACCACACCAGAGCACUGCACACCGGACCUGGGAUUAUUUUGGGAUGUUUGUUGGCAUUUUCUGGAAAAACAUUUCACCUGUUUUCGUGCACCUCAGAGAGAUCUGACUCUGCAUAACACCUCUUAAACCAAACCAGCUGAUCUACUGGAGACAUUUACGCGUCAAAAGUUUGGUAUCGUUUCACUGCAGAGCACGUGUUCCUGCUGAGGAGGUCCGUCAGGUGAGCUGCUGUCCAGGUGAGCUGCUGUUCAGUUGAGCCUCUGUUCAGGUGAGCUGCUGUUCAGGUGAGCAUCUGUUCAGGUGAGCUGCUGUUCAGGUGAGCAUCUGUUCAGGUGAGCUGCUGUUCAGGUGAGAAUCUGUUCAGGUGAGCAUCUGUUCAGGUGAGCCUCUGUUCAGGUGAGCCUCUGUUCAGGUGAGCUGCUGUUCAGGUGAGCUGCUGUUCAGUUGAGCCUCUGUUCAGGUGAGCUGCUGUUCAGGUGAGAAUCUGUUCAGGUGAGCAUCUGUUCAGGUGAGCCUCUGUUCAGGUGAGCCUCUGUUCAGGUGAGCUGCUGUUCAGGUGAGCAUCUGUUCAGGUGAGCCUCUGUUCAGGUGAGCUGGAUGAGAUGUGACCAUGACGACCUUUACACACCGGCUCGCUCUGCUCCUGCUCAACUUCAUCCACACGGUUAAUGGAAGGUUUCCUCACUGCCAGUUCCACUGGGAGAUGCAGAGAGCCGGGAGAGAGUGUCACACGCUGCUGCUACUGCAGCAACAGACACCUGCUAGUACAGGAUGUCACGGCGAGUGGAACAAUGUCUCGUGUUGGCAGAGCGCGGUGGUCGGCGAGGUGAUGACCCUGCCCUGCCCCUCCCCCAUCCUGCGCCUGUUUGGGAAAAACGGUAACAUCAGCAGGAACUGCACAGAGAGAGGUUGGUCUGACGUCUACCCCGCCAUCACCAUCGCCUGCUGGUCCGACAUCACCGAUGAACCCGGCGAGCUGGUCUUCUACAGGGUGGUGAGGAUCCUGUCCACUCUGGGCCACAGUCUGUCCCUCAUCACUCUGCUCACCAGCACCAUCAUCAUCUGUUUGUUCAGGAGGCUCCACUGCACGAGGAACUACAUCCAUCUGAACUUGUUUUUGUCGUUCAUGCUGCGAGCCGCCGCCGUGCUGAUCAAAGACGAGCUGCUCUUCUCAGACGACCAAAACACUGACUGCAGCACGCAACCCUCACUGGUGGGCUGUAAGGCCAGCCUGGUGUUCUUCAACUACUUUAUCAUGGCCAACUUCUUCUGGCUGCUGGUGGAGGGUCUCUACCUGCACACGCUGCUGCUCGUCAUCCACAUCUACUCCCCCCGCCUCUCCGCCUACAUGCUCAUCGGCUGGGGAAUCCCUUUUGUCUUCAUGGUAGCGUGGAUUAUAUGUCGGAUAAACCUGGAGGACACCAGUUGUUGGGAGAUGAAUGAAAACCCCAUCCCAGAAAGAGUGAUGAACUGGCCCAUCAUGGCGUCUGUCAUUAUCAACUUCAUCCUGUUCAUCAGCAUCAUCCGCAUCCUGGUGCAGAAACUGCGCUGCACUGACGUCGGAGGAAAUGAGCAGUCGCAGUACAGACGUCUGGCUAAGUCCACCCUCCUGCUGAUCCCUCUGUUUGGAAUAAACUACGUGGUGUUCGUCUACCUGAUGGAGCCGGCCGACAAAAACAUGAAGCACAUCAAGAUCUUCUUUGAACUCGGCCUCGGGUCCUUCCAGGGUCUGAUCGUGGCGGUCCUCUAUUGUUUCCUUAACAGCGAGGUCCAGAGCGAGCUGAGGAGGACGUGGAGGAGUUUAUCUCUCAAGCGUUACGUGGGGCGGGACUACCGGCUGCACGCCAUGUCGGUCAGCCGCAACGGCACCGAGUUCCCCAGAAACUCCCGAGCCCAGUCCAUCCUGCAGACUGAGACCACCGUGCUCUGACAGAACUGAUGCUCGUAUUUACCCGGUACAGUCGUAAAGUCUUAAAGGACACUUUUACAGACAUAUCGUUUGCUCCUGCAGGGACUGAACCUGCAGAAGGUGAACGGCUGCUCGUUGGACCGUGUUUGCCUCUGGAAGCGUUUUAUGAAUUCAUGACACACAUGAAACAGAACAGAGACCUGCAUCAACUAACUGAAACAUUAAAGGCAGGGUUGACGAUGUUCUCCAGGCUCCACUAUUUGUUAUAUUGGUUGAAAUGGUCUUUACACCUCGACAGCGAUCCAUCACUGAUGAGCUCUGAAAAAGGACCGGAAAAGAGCAUUCAUCUGUAGCUGCUGUAAUCCUCGCAGUCCGCUUGGAAAGAACCAAUCAGAAGCUUCCCUGCCUCCAUGCUCGUUCUCUACCCUUGGCGUGCAACAGCCUGAACUCAAAGCGUGUCGCCGCCGCACGUUUCCUGGAGA